Messenger RNA from Yamadazyma jaroonii, 1254 nucleotides. The record is from the annotation of a GenBank genome assembly. Lineage: Eukaryota; Fungi; Ascomycota; Pichiomycetes; Serinales; Debaryomycetaceae.
AUGUCAAUACUAGGAUGGGGAUUUAGAGCUGAUAAACAGAUUUAUCAAUCGAAAAAACCAUUAAAAUUAACCCUGAAAAAUGGUGAAACAGUAGAAUUUCAACAACUUGUUAGUAACUUACCAUCGGCCAAUAUCAAAGAAAAAUUGAAUUUACACCCAUUACUUUUCAAUGGAGUCUUACAAUCAAUGUAUUAUUAUAAGGGAGACUUCUCUGAUAAGUUUAAGAUUUAUUAUGGUAGGGAAAUUUUCACUUUCAAAGAUGAAGGGAUCUGUUCAUUAGAUUGGGUUAUUGAUCCAGAGACUAAUGAAGACUUCAAAUCAAAAUAUGAAAAUAAUCAUCCUAAAGACUGGCCUCGUUUAUUCCCAAGAACAAGAUUUUUAUCCGAUGAGGAAUUACUGUUACGUAAGCAUGAUUCUGAGAGUACUAAACCUAUUGUACUUAUUCUUCAUGGAUUAGCUGGUGGAUCUCAUGAAUCUUUGAUUAGAAAUUUGGCUGAAUUGUUGACCACGGGUAAAAAUCAUGGGAAAUUCGAUGUGGUGGUGAAUUUAACCAGAGGUUGUGGUAGAACUAAACUUACUACUGGGAAAUUAUUUAAUGCCUUAGCUAUUGAAGAUAUCCAUGAAGUUUUAUUGGAUUUGAAAAAAAGAUAUCCUAAAAGACCUAUCUACGCUUCAGGAUUCUCUUUUGGUGCUGCUUUAUUGACCAAUUACUUGGGUAUGUAUGGAGAUGAGAAUUUAAUCAAAGCUGCUACUGUUGUAGGAUGCCCCUUCAGUUUAGGUAUAGCUUCCGAUGUCAUGAGGACUUUAUGGGUAGGUAAACUCAUGAAUCCUGCGUUAGUUGGGUUCUUAUGUAAAGUUGUAAAGAAUGGAUUGGGGGUAUUAAAUGCUGAAAACCCUGAAUUAUUCAACAAGGAAAAUUUGGCCAAAGCUCAACAGUUUAAAGUAUUUGAAGAUUUCGAUAAUAUGUUUACCUGUAAAACUGCAGGAUUCGACACUGCCAAAGAAUAUUAUGCAAAAGGGUCACCUGAAAAUAGACUUGGUGCUAUCAAAACACCAUAUCUUUCAAUCUCAUCAUCUGAUGAUCCAGCUACAGGUAAAUACUUACCUAUAGAUAAAUUUGAAGCUAAUGAACAUAUUUCUGCUUUAGAAACCAAUUUAGGAGGACAUUUAGCUUUUGUCACACCUCAAAGAGAAUUCUGGUGUGUCAAAGUAAUUGAUGAAUUUUUCGAAGCUUUUGAAGAAAUUGAAGAUUAA